This is a messenger RNA of Choloepus didactylus (southern two-toed sloth), 3711 nucleotides long. It is a transcript of the gene CPSF7, whose product is annotated as cleavage and polyadenylation specific factor 7. Gene Ontology annotation, cellular component: mRNA cleavage and polyadenylation specificity factor complex. Gene Ontology annotation, biological process: mRNA alternative polyadenylation. The transcript is spliced from 10 exons. NCBI's taxonomy places the organism in Eukaryota, Metazoa, Chordata, Mammalia, Pilosa, Megalonychidae. The record is from RefSeq and is a predicted model, not a curated record. Gene Ontology annotation, molecular function: mRNA binding. The coding region runs from base 207 to 1622 and encodes 471 amino acids.
CCGGUUUGUGGGAAGGGAGCGGGGCGGGCCUAGCCGGAGGGCGAGGACUCGGCCCGGAUGGGGAAACGAGGCGACUGGAGGCGGUGCGGAUCCGGGCGGAGCUCCCAGGCCCACAGGGGCUCUGGCCGGGCCCACCUCGGGGCCUAGGCAGUGUCAUCUUUUUUACUUCGUCUGUUCUCCGAACUCGCGAUUUUCCUUCUGGAGCCAUGUCUGAAGGGGUGGACUUGAUUGAUAUAUACGCUGACGAGGAAUUUAAUCAGGACCCAGAGUUCAACAAUACAGAUCAGAUUGACCUGUAUGAUGAUGUGCUGACAGCCACCUCUCAGCCCUCAGAUGACAGAAGCAGCAGCACAGAGCCACCACCUCCUGUUCGUCAGGAGCCAUCUCCCAAGCCCAACAACAAGACCCCUGCAAUUCUGUAUACCUAUAGUGGCCUGCGUAAUAGACGAGCUGCUGUCUAUGUAGGCAGCUUUUCCUGGUGGACCACAGACCAGCAGCUGAUCCAGGUUAUUCGCUCUAUAGGAGUCUAUGAUGUGGUGGAAUUGAAAUUUGCAGAGAAUCGAGCAAAUGGCCAGUCUAAAGGGUAUGCUGAAGUGGUGGUAGCCUCUGAAAAUUCUGUCCACAAAUUGUUGGAACUUCUGCCAGGAAAAGUUCUUAAUGGAGAAAAAGUGGACGUGAGGCCAGCCACCCGGCAGAACCUAUCACAGUUUGAGGCACAGGCUCGGAAACGUGAGUGCGUCCGAGUUCCAAGAGGGGGAAUACCUCCACGGGCUCACUCCCGAGAUUCUAGUGAUUCUGCUGAUGGACGCGCUACACCCUCUGAGAACCUUGUACCCUCAUCUACCCGUGUGGAUAAGCCUCCCAGUGUGCUGCCCUACUUCAAUCGCCCUCCUUCAGCCCUCCCCCUGAUGGGUCUGCCCCCACCCCCAAUUCCGCCCCCACCACCUCUGUCCUCAAGCUUCGGGGUCCCACCUCCUCCUCCUGGUAUCCACUACCAGCAUCUCAUGCCCCCUCCUCCUCGAUUACCUCCUCAUCUGGCUGUUCCUCCCCCUGGGGCCAUCCCACCUGCCCUUCACCUCAAUCCAGCCUUCUUCCCCCCACCAAAUGCUACAGUGGGGCCUCCACCAGAUACUUACAUGAAGGCCUCUGCACCCUAUAACCACCAUGGCAGUCGAGAUUCGGGCCCUCCGCCCUCCACGGUGAGUGAAGCUGAAUUUGAAGAGAUCAUGAAGCGAAACAGAGCAAUUUCCAGCAGUGCUAUUUCCAAAGCGGUAUCUGGAGCCAGUGCAGGGGAUUACAGUGACGCGAUUGAGACACUGCUCACAGCCAUUGCUGUUAUCAAACAGUCCAGGGUCGCCAAUGAUGAGCGUUGCCGUGUCCUCAUCUCCUCCCUUAAGGACUGUCUUCAUGGCAUCGAAGCUAAGUCCUACAGUGUGGGUGCCAGUGGGAGCUCUUCCAGGAAAAGACAUCGAUCCCGGGAGAGGUCACCUAGCCGGUCCCGGGAGAGCAGCAGGAGACACCGGGACCUGCUUCAUAAUGAAGAUCGGCAUGAUGAUUAUUUCCAAGAAAGGAACCGGGAGCACGAGAGACACCGGGAUAGAGAACGGGACCGGCACCACUGAGGAAGGAGUCUGGUUGGAAGCAAAUUUUUUUUAAUGGACUUGCAUCUCCUCACCUUGAUCAGGACUAAAGGACGGAGGCCGCUCCACCCCUUCCCCUUCCUGUAAACCCCUAACUCCCUCCAGACACCCAGGGAAUACCCUCUGCCCCACAGGAUUGAAGAUUGCUUGGCAGCCCUCCCAAUCCUAUACCUCCUGUUUGCCAGGGGAAAGAACCUAAAGACUUUAUGUGGUUGGGAGGGGUGGCAGACAGGGAAAAAACACCAUGUCCAGGCCCCUGGUCUCCAAAGAGAAUGGUGCUUUGUCAAAGGAAACAUAUGAGUUUCUGAUUCUCCAGGAGCAAUUUGGUGGUGAGGUCGAUGGGAAGACUUUUUUCCCAAAGAAAAUGGAUCCUCAGUGUGGGGUCUAGGAGACUGACUGGGUGUGCCAAAAUAUGCCUCGGGUCCUGCUCUCGGCACUAGAUUUGAUGGGGCCAAGAGUGUCCAAACUCCUUGCUAAUGCACCACUUCUCUGUUUAACUCUUCUUUACCCUCCCAGCCCUUUGAGGAGGUUAUCUGAAAACAGAAGUCAUCUUAGGGAAAGCUUCCUCUGUUCUUGCUUUUCCCUCUCGCAUAUUGACGGUUUAUUUCCCUGACCUCCCAGAGGACUUAAUCCUUUCAACUCCCUGCUGCCUAGCCUCCUCAGUGGAUUUGCUCCCCUUCUAAGCAGAGAAGGCCAGAAGGCCCGAGAGGUUGCUUUCUGCUGGGGAACCUGGCAGAGCCAAUUACCACCCUCUGCUGCUCAGUGCUUGGUUGCCUGUACAGUAACCAGCUCUGCUAGGUGUUCUCUUUCCCAGAGGAUUUUCCAUUUCAUACAUGGAGCCCUUCCCCCACAAAGGCUGCUUCCUUGUUUUAGAGGAAGGUACUGCCACUGGGAUAUUGGGAUGCUGGGACCUCAGCAAUGAAGAACCCUUGUGAUGUACCAGGAAUGGGGAAGGAGGGGAAUUGGGCUGGAUAUUGCCUACUUCUGUAGGCUUUUCUUUUCCAGGUUUGAUGUAAGCAUGGGCUUGCAUUCCUGAGGUACAUGCCUUUACCUACUGUGGGACAACCUGGCACUAGUAGGCAGGUUAAGUCACAAAUCUGGUGUCUUUCCACCUUUUGACUGUUGACUUAAUAGCUCCUCUCGCUCUGCCUAGAGGUACUUCCUGCCUCUGAUAAGGAGUAAGAAAGAAAUAGAGCCUAACUUGAAUGAACUCAGUUCUGAGUUCUAAGGACCACCAUUCAGGGGGCCACUUUCUACAUAGGAAACGAAAUUGCUUCUCCCAGAACAUCCAAAUUGUGAUGUGGUUGCUGCUGAAGAAGGCGGCAGCAACGAGGUCCUGCAGUACCCAUGGGGUGAUGCCACUUCUGCAUGCAUCUACUGGGCAUAUGACAUCUAAGAUGAGAAGAGACGUGGCAUGUGAGACCAGACAUGGCAUAUGAGACACAGGGUCACUGGAGACACUUCUAGCUCAGAGGAGACACCGAAUUUGAACCCUUCCUCUGUUCCCAGCACAUUUCUGACAUAGUCCUCAGUCAGUCACUGCGGGAGUACCCCCACGGUUGAAGAGGCACAUUCCCUUGGGAUAGAGGCUACAGGAGUAGCUUUUUCCCCAUUCCCCAGCCCCAUCCCCACUUCAAAACAUGACACCCUGCCCAACCGGCCAAGUGUUAAGUGAUGUGCUUAUCCUCGAGCAGCUCCGGGUGUCUUUUUAAAAUGUAGAGAAAACCACAUAAGGUGACAGUUUAAGGAAAAUAUAUAUAGAAUACCAGGAAAGCCGUUUACCUGGAGAAUUUUUUUCUCCCCAUUUUUUUUGUUUUGUUUUUACUCAAUGACACAAUUUUUAGUUUUAUUUCCUAAUAGCAAAAGGGAAAAAGAAAAAAAGAAAAAAAAAAACACCCAACCCUCAAAAGGCCAAGGCCCCGUCCCCCUGUUGUCGGUGAUUUGUUUGUCUUUCUGAUAGGUUGAAAAUUGUGUAAUAAACUUGAUGACGCUGUCAAUCUUUUAUACUGCAUUGUAUUUUUUUCCUUUUGUAACAAAAUAUUUUUAAAUAAUAAAUGGGGUGUGAGCUGUU